This is a messenger RNA of Physcomitrium patens, 1686 nucleotides long. Its product is annotated as alkaline ceramidase. Gene Ontology annotation, cellular component: membrane. Lineage: Eukaryota; Viridiplantae; Streptophyta; Bryopsida; Funariales; Funariaceae. Gene Ontology annotation, biological process: response to salt stress; autophagy; defense response to other organism. Gene Ontology annotation, molecular function: hydrolase activity, acting on carbon-nitrogen (but not peptide) bonds, in linear amides. The record is from RefSeq and is a predicted model, not a curated record.
CGACGAGUGUGUCGUUGUGGCAGCGACGAGGAGAAGCGCGGCGAUGAUUCCACUGCGUUGUUGAGCUCACGUUUCGAAGGUCUGUUUGUCCUCGUUUCGAUUUCUCGUGGGGGACCUCGUGACGCUUCCCCCUCCCGUCGCGUUUCGUCAUUCUCAUUGCCCCGUCGCGUUGGAGCCUCUCACCCCCUUUUUGCUCCCACCUCUGGUUAGGGUUUAAGUGAUCACUCUUCCCAGCUGCUGUUGCUGUUUAGCGCUCUGCUCAUCCAUUUCGGUAAUCUCAGGUCAGGCCUGAGAGUAUAAUUCGUUCAACUUGAGCAAACAUGGAGAGGAGAUUUCGUGCAUGUUCAAGUUGAAAAGGUUCCGAGCUGGUCAAGGUGGAUUCAAGCUGGUGAGUCUGUUCUUUUCCAAUGGCGGAGAAAAUUUCGCCAGGAUCGCAUCAGGGGUACUGGGGUCCAAUCACUGCGAGCACGGAGUGGUGUGAAAAGAAUUAUGAGGUCACUCCGAUGGUGGCUGAAUUUUACAAUACUAUAUCCAAUGUCCCCGGUAUCAUUCUUGCACUGAUAGGUCUAUAUUACGCCAUCAGCCAGAAAUUCGAAAGACGGUUCAGCGUUCUUCAUCUGUCGACUAUUGCGCUGAGCAUUGGCAGCAGUCUUUUUCAUGCCACACUUAAAUAUGCUCAACAGCAAAGUGAUGAGACUCCUAUGGUAUGGGUGAUGCUUCUCUACAUCUACGUGCUCUACUCUCCAGAUUGGCAUUAUCGGAGUACAAUGCCUACUGUCCUGUUCCUGUACGGAACUGUUUUUGCCAUUCUGCACUCGCAGUUUAGGUUUGUUGUGGGAUUCCAACUGCAUUUCGUCUUGUUGGCCCUGCUUUGUCUACCGAGGAUGUAUAAAUACUACAUCCACACCACAGAUCCAGCAGUGAGGAAACUGGCUCGUAAGUAUGUCUUGUUUCUUGUUAUGGGUGCAAUAUGCUGGCUGGUAGACCGGCACUUGUGCAAUCAGGUAUCCAAGCUCCGGAUAAACCCUCAAGGCCAUGCUUUGUGGCAUGUGUUCAUGGGAUACAUCUCUUAUCUCGGCAACACAUUUUUACAGUAUUGCCGAGCUGAGCAACUCAAUUGGAACCCGAAGGUUGAGCAUGUGUUGGGAGUUUUGCCUUACGUGAAGGUGCAGAAGAGCGAUCGUGAUCGGAAGGAGCAAUAGGACCAAGUAUGACCAACGUGCAUUAUGCAUGUUUUUGUGCUAAGCCAUCGUAGGCGCAUGGUUGGUCAACAAUACAGUUAUUAGAUGGUAACGUAUGAAAGUCAACCUUUGUAAUGUAUCGUCUGUUUCCUUUCUUGGUCUUAAUUCCUGUUUUGUAAAGAGCGGUUAUUGGAAAAGAUCUUUCCUUCCUGGUUUGUGAGCCAGGCCCGGCCAUGAAAAUCUGUAUUACAAUGAAACUUUUCAAAAGAGCGUACAAAAUGACCUUUCUCGUUCCUUUGGACUUCACAGGUUUCUCUGCUAGUAUUAGGAUUUAUGGAGCUGCCAUGACACGUAGUCUAAAGUAUUGGCUCACUCGUACUCUGUACAUGAGCACCGUUCUUGUUCAAUUAGGUGUAUCAUGUCGUCAGAUUCAUUCAACCUUGAACAGGUGAUACAAUCAAUUUCUUUGCAAAAUAUGACCAAUUGGGUGUCGAUUAUGAACUGA